AAAUACUUUUUAAAGAUGUUAAAGUUUAUUUAAGAGUCAUUGAAGAAUUUUUUUAUACUUGUAAAAGCAAUGAAAAUUAACUUAGAAUUGUCGAUUGUCAUGUAUAGAGAAAGUGACGAGAAACGAUGUGUGAACAGACGUUGCAAGCAGAACAAAAAGUCAUCACGACUGCAAAAAAAUGAUUAUAAAAAGUCAUUUUUUAAUCAAUAACAAUUUACUUAAAUGUCACUUUGACGUUACCUGUGGCUCGUUGUUCUGUUUGAGGAGUAUUAAAUAUUACGAGUAUAAGAAAAAAAUUUGUGUAAAAAUAAAUCUCGAAAUAUAGAACAAUUCUCAGUUUCUGUAAAUUUUGUCAAGUCCUUGAAACGACAGUUAAAAGCAUAAAGCCCCUCGUGAUGACAGUUGGAAUAAAACUCUACCUACUCUCGCAAUGACAAACGCAUGUGACGUUGCGGAGGCACGACACCCGCGUCUUCGUCACGGAUCGAAAAUAAUUCAAGCGCGGACUUUGUACUGCGUUCUUUACGAGCGUCGGCGACGUUCAUUCUCUCGAUACGAGUUUGUGUUGGUAAAUUUUAAAACGCACAAGCACACGAGAUGAUUGUUUGGACUAUGUACUGGAACUUUCAAUUCGUUCGUUACGUAAAUUGUUUCAACAGAACUUGGUUAAUCAGGUAGCCCAUAUAAAUUCAUUUACAAAGUCAAAGAAAAAGAAGUAAAGCAUCUAGUCGUCUGCUAUUUACGUUGAAUGGUGCUAACUAUCUCUUUUCAAGUUUUAAAAAAGGCUGAAAAUUUGUUGACGCGACCCUUUCCUUAAUUGACAGCAAUUGAACACAGAGAAUAUAUUGCAUAGUGACGAUGCAUUGAUUUUGAUUGUAUAAUUACUCGUUUAAGCUCAAUAACAGAUCAACCAGUUGCGAUUGAUAUUCAAUAGAGAAACGCGCGGUCUACAAAGUACAACACGAUCGAACAAAGUCUGCGAAUAUCGCGCUGCGUCGCGUCCUUUGAACUCGGAAUGUCCAUCCAUUUAUUUAAUCUACUUAUCCAUAUUUAUCAACAAUUUAUAUUGCGACAUAAGUAAUGGGUCAUUAUUAUUGCGAUCAUUAUUACUGCGACUCCAAUUACUUUAGCGAUCCCCUGUAACGUGUAACACCGCAGCCAAGCAGUACAAAUGACACAUCUACCGAUAUACAUGCGAGAACAUUAGCGUCGUUAAGCGUCGUUAAGCGCCGAGAUGUUAAUCAUUACAACCGCGAAUUAAGACGUUUACGCCGAAGCUCUCUUCUCAAUAUUGGCAAGUUACAGCCAGCCGAGCUGGCCAAAGUUCCGUCAUCAUCCUGGUACGGCGUUCUAUUUCGGUCGGCCAACCGUGUGCCAAGAUUUCUUCUUUCGGGGGCAGAAACUAAGAUAUGCCCGACGCGGCAUCACGCGUCUACAAUGCAAUCUUAGAAAACCCGCCGUCAACGUAACUUGGCGCGAGACGCGACCGAGCCUCUUGAUCGCAGGACACACGUGUCGUGAUAACGACGACGGCAGACGAAGACGGAUCUACUCGUUACUAAUCACGAUUAACAUUACGGAAAAUAGUAUGUAUAAAGAAGUUCACCAUCGGGAAAUCAAACACGAGUGCUCGCGAUCGGGAUUACUCCACGCGUAUCCCGAUCACUUCAGGGAACCGUGUCUUUAAGACCACCAGGUGAACUCAUGAACAUCUGAACCCUUGUCCCCCUCUCCCCCCCUCUCCGUCCUCUGGUAGGACUUUGUAUAUAGUGUACAUAGAAUCGCUCGCCUAAAAGAAAAGAAAUCCCGCUGGAAGGGAACGAGCGAGCUCGAGGGACUUCUCACCGUCACGCAAGGGAGAUAUUAGCCGGAAAUUUAUUAAAAAAUCUUCCACUAUCCUCCACACGCUCACCUUCAUUUACCAACGCCCAUUAGCAGUGAUAAAGGGAAGAGAGAGAGAUCUUGAAAAGAGAAAAAGAGAGUGACCAAACAGCAGAAAUCAUGAAGCAGGGAAUGUCGGACGACUUCUCGCUUGGCGUGAAACUACUUACCGCGGGUACCGCGGCCUGCAUCGCCGAUUUAGCCACUUUUCCAUUGGAUACCGCCAAAGUCAGAAUGCAGAUCGCGGGAGAAGGGCAAGCCCUGUUACUGGCAUCGGCGGAAGGGCCGGUCCUCGCGGUAAGAGCGAACCAGCCGGGAUUGUUCCAGACCAUCGCGAACAUCGUCAGGAUCGAAGGCGCAAGGAGCCUGUACGGAGGUCUAUCCGCGGGACUCCAGAGACAGAUGUGUUUCGCCAGCAUACGGUUGGGCCUCUACGACAGCGUGAAGUCAAUCUACGCUGGAAUUUUCGACGGUAACAAUAAAAGCGGUACGUCCAUGAACGUCGGCGUACGCGUCGCCGCGGGAUUCACGACGGGCGCUUUAGCGGUGAUGAUCGCUCAGCCAACCGACGUCGUCAAGAUCCGCAUGCAGGUUGGAAAUAACGGGCGAUCAACAGUGAGGUACAGCUCCACUCUUCAGGCAUACAAGAGUAUCGCCAGUGGAGAAGGCGCGAGAGGUCUUUGGAAAGGACUCAUACCAAAUAUCUCGCGAAACGCCAUCGUGAACGUGUCGGAGAUAGUAUGUUACGAUAUCAUCAAGGAUCUGAUCCUGGAUAGCGGUUAUCUUCGCGACGGGAUACCGUGCCACUUGACCGCCGCGACAGCCGCGGGACUCUGCACCACCCUGGCGGCGAGUCCCGUGGACGUCAUAAAGACGCGUUACAUGAACAGCCCCGCCGGCGAGUACAAGGGCGCGAUAGAUUGCGCCGUCAAGACCUUCGUCAAGGAGGGCUCGAGCGCCUUCUACAAGGGCUUCGUACCGAGUUUCUACCGCCUGGUAUCUUGGAAUAUCGUACUGUGGGUCACCUACGAGCAGAUGAAGUUACACUUGAAGAAGCUAUACGGCCACGAAUGAGAUCUUCGAUCACCGAGUCCGAUUAUUCCGUCGAAACGGCGCGAAAAUUAGUUGUAAUCCGUUGUAAUCUCUCUUGAGUUACCUUCGAAAUUUACACGUCCGUACAAGAUUAACGUUCGCUUAGAUAAACCGUACGAAUCAAACUCAUAGGUAAACUCGAUGGGUAAACUCGAUGUUCCGCCGUGCGAUGCAAUUUCACCUGACGAUAAAUAUCUCACUACUGCUUCUUUUUCGUUCGUUUUCCUAAAUGCAAAUGUGCGCGUAUCGAUGUUUAUUGAAUUAUUCAAUGAUAGGUUGAUCAACAAGAAUUAUUUGCACCGCUGGAAAGCGAUCAGCAGAAAGAAAUAGAACUACAAUCUCAUUUGGUUUACUCUAGUUUUCAUUCAAACGUGCACAUACGCACUUACACCGAUAAAAACAGUUAGGAUUUCUUGAUAAUUUAUAUGAAACAAAUUUAUAGCGUUUUUGAUUGCAGGGUUUCAACCCAAUCCUAGGUGAAUUAACAUGGAAUGUUGCUGGAACCGUCCAAUUAGAACCUAAAGUAAGGCAUGUGAUGCCAUUAAUUCACUUCGGAGUAGAUUCAAACUCACUGCAGUCAAAAACGCUAUUAGAUUGCGUCUGUUUUAUAUAUUUAUAAUAAGGCGUUAGGCCAUUUCUCGAUAAGGAUUAUACGUGGAUUAUACUAUGAUUUCACAUCCCUAACGCGCCAAAUAGACAAUAAUGCUGUCGAAUUUCAUUCCGAUAUCUUUGCUUAAAUCUAUUGUAGAUAGAGUCUCGUAAACAACUGUGAUCACAGACUAACGAAUCCUCUUUUUAACAUCGUGUUUUGUAUCGCAAUUUUUUGCAUGUACAACGUAAUCUCGAUUCAGUCAAUUGAUAUUAUCUAGGGCACAAUUUAUAUUGUAAUUUAAUUGACGAAUUUUUAAAACUACAUUGUCAUUACAAAUAAUUUAGUCUGCAAAAAGCAGCGUUGAACAUUUUUUUACAAAAGAGUACGUGUUUGUUAUUUUUAUUGAAAUACAACAUUUGCCAACUCUUACGAAAGGACGAUGCGAUUUGACAUCCGUGUGAUACAUGCGUAUCGAAUUUCGACAACUAUUUAUCUUAAAAUGAUGUAUGUGAAUGUAGUAUACUAUAUGACUGAGCUAUUGACUGCACACAAGAGUCUAUUCAAAAUUAGAUUUUUUAAUAAAACAUUUACUUUAAAUAAUAAAGAAAUGCCGUUAAAAAAUAAUGCAAGCAACAUAUAUUACCAUAAUUCUGCAAACGCGAAGAUAUGCAAAAUACUGAAUGUAAUAAUUUCUCUGCUUUCAAAAUUUCAACACUGAUAUUAAUAUAAUACGUUGCGAUAUUUUAUAAUUAUUUUUAAUUAUUAAAAAAAUGUAAUAUUACUUAAUAUAGAUAAUUAUUUAUUGCGACAUUUAGCAUAUUUACACUUUCCAGAUGGAUUAUUAUAAGUCGACUUAUUAAUUUUUUAUUAUAAAAUCACUGAAGCAAUUUAUUGAUCUUCUAAAUUCUUUCAUUACUGUACGUUGCUAUGUGUUUGCUUUGAAAAUGCCUACAUUAAAACAUUGCUCAAUGCAAUAACACUAAAAAUUUCCAAAACUUAUAAUUAUAAUUAUAUUGAUACGCAUGUAAAGAUGUCAUAAAAAACUGAACAGCUCACUGUUCACGACGAAACGCUUAGAAGGUCUUAGGACAAGGUCUCAUAAAAAUUUACAGGGAAUCACAACUCGUUAACAUUUAUUUCCUAUAUUUAUAUAAUCGUAUAAUGUGUACAAAGUAUAGAGCGAGGUACCGUAUUAGGGAAUGACACAGCUCCCUUUUAUUUUUGGUAUUAUCUAAACCUUUCUUUUACAGAUGAUUGAAAUUUUUCAAAAAUGUUAAGUUCUCUAGGUGCCAUUGUUUUAUCACCGCUAAUAGAUGAUUUCGUGACAUAUUUCCAACUUUUUAUUUUGGAGCUAAAUAACUGUACGCGGCCAUAUUAACUUAAGUAGCUGCUCUCACGUAUUAAAUCUAUAGCAAACAUAAUCUCGUUUACCAUGGAACUUGAUUUGCGAAAUAUUGACUUCCGAGAUACAUACAUAUGUACAAAUAGACUUUACGAAAUGUAAAUAGUAUUUUCAUAGAGAAUAGCUUUAAAUGUUUGUUACCAGUGUUUAAAUAAAUAUUGUUCCGUGUAUCUCUC
Solenopsis invicta (red fire ant) is the source of this 5143-nucleotide messenger RNA. RefSeq names its product mitochondrial uncoupling protein 2. Bases 2002 to 2955 code for a protein of 317 amino acids. Gene Ontology annotation, molecular function: oxidative phosphorylation uncoupler activity. Lineage: Eukaryota; Metazoa; Arthropoda; Insecta; Hymenoptera; Formicidae. The transcript is spliced from 6 exons. Gene Ontology annotation, cellular component: mitochondrial membrane. Gene Ontology annotation, biological process: adaptive thermogenesis; mitochondrial transport; response to cold. The record is from RefSeq and is a predicted model, not a curated record.